AUACCACAAUACCAGGGAAGGAGAGAGGGAGUGAGGGUGAGGGUGAAUGAGAGUGACACCUCAGCCGAACUGUGUGUUUAGAGCUCUGCAAUCCCAGAGACAAGCACAGCUGAUGUGUGGAUUACCACAGCAAUUCUCACUGGAGCUGUUUUUGGAAAAUGGUGGGCUUCUCUUCCUCUUCAGCUGUUGAAGCCGCGAUGGAGUACCUGGUGAGUGAACUGAAUGUGUUGCUGAAGCUGCUGGACCAUGAGAGUGUGAGCACAGCCACAGCAGAGAAGAUGAGUGUGAUCCGGAGCCUACUGGGGCAGCUGCAGCCAUCAGUGAAUGGAUCAGACUUCGUAUACAUGAACACUUCCCUUUAUGGAAAUGGCACCAGCUUUGUGGAAUCUUUGUUUGAGGAAUUGGAUUGUGACCUGCAUGAGCUCAGAGCCUCCCCAGAAGAACUGAAGGAUCAGGUAGAGGAGAAAACCUCCAAAAUACCGCCAUCGAAAAGUCCCACUGACACCCCCCCUCCUCUGCCAACCACCCCUCCACCAGAGGACUACUAUGAGGAGGCAGUGCCCCUGGACCCUGGCACGGUGCCCCAGUACAUCACCAACAUCGCCACAUGCAUCAGCUCAAGUCCCCCAAAUUCCAUUGAAGAUGCAUACUACGAAGACGCUGACAACAACUACCCCACCACCCGAAUCAAUGGCCCGCGCAAGAACUCCUAUGCUGAUUCAGAUGCGCUGAGCAGCUCCUAUGAGUCGUAUGAUGAAGAGGAUGAGGAGGCGAAGGGCCAGGACAGGACUCGGCGGUGGCAGUCAGAGGAGAACUCUGUGGGCCCCAUGAAGGACUGUCGCAUCUGUGCCUUCCUGCUGCGCAAGAAACGCUUCGGACAGUGGGCAAAACAGCUGACCGUUGUCCGUGACAACAGAUUACAGUGCUACAAGAGCAUCAAAGACAGCAGCCCACACAUUGAGCUGCCGCUGAACCUGUGUAACGUCAUCUACAUCCCCAAAGAGGCACGCCGCAAGAAGCAUAAGCUGCGUUUCUCCCUGCCUGGGGGAGAGGCCUUGGUGCUGGCUGUCCAGAGCAAGGAACAGGCGGAGCGAUGGCUCAAGGUGAUCCGGGAGGUGGUCAGUCAGGCCAGCAGCAAUGAUGGAUUAGAGGGCUCCUCCUCUCCUAUGAUCCAGAGGAAGAAAGAUCUGGACAAGUUACUAGGAGCUGACAAGCACACCUCCGACUCUGACAGCGUGGCCACUGGUGACAACCUGCCUUCUGGUCAGCUCCGGGACAACUGUGACCAAGGGAAGGGGAAGAGGGGGGCAUUUACAGAGCUGACAGGAUCUAUGAGCAGAGCGGCUGGACGGAAGAUCAACAGGAUUAUCAGUUUCUCUAAGAAGAAGCCUCCUCUCCCAGGAGACACUCUGACCUCUUCCUACCGUGACGACAAUCCCCGCUGUGGUUAUCUGAAUGUGCUUGUGAACCAAUGCUGGAGGGAGAGAUGGUGCUGUGUAAAGGGUGGAACACUGUACCUGCACAAAGAAAGGGGUGACCUGCGUACUCACGUCAGCGCUGUGGUCCUCCAUGGGGCUGAGGUCGUACCUGGACUGGGGCCCAAGCACCCCUUCGCUUUCCGCAUCCUGCAAGGAGGCAACGAGGUGGCUGCAUUGGAGGCCAGCUGUUCAGAGGAGAUGGGUCGCUGGCUGGGGGUCCUGCUGGCAGAGUCUGGCUGCGCCACCACCCCAGAGGCCCUGCACUACGACUAUGUGGACGUGGACACCAUCACUAACAUCACAGACGCAGCAAGACACUCCUUCCUUUGGGCUACCUCCUCCAGUGGCGCCUCCACAGACACCAGAACCUAUGAUGAGGUUCCUUAUGAGGGUGUAUUGCAGCCAGAGGAGCCAGUACCCAGACCAGGAGCUCAGGUGAAACGCCACUCUUCUUUCUCCAGCAGCAGAGAGAUAGAGAAGGCGGAUUCCUUAGUCACCAUAAAGAGACACGGCUCCAGUAAGUCCCCCGAAGAUGUGAAUCAGUAUGUAUCAGGGAAGUAUGGCAAAACACGAGCCGAGGAGGAUGCCAGAAGGUACCUGAAAGAGAAAGAACAGAUGGAGAAGGAGCGAGAGGUCAUAAAAAAUGCCCUACUCAUAUUACGCAAUGAUAGGAAAGAGGUGAAGGAACAACUGAAGGAUGUUACAGGUAAGCAGCAAAAGCAGCUAGAGAAGCGUUUGGCCCAGCUGGAGGAAAGCUGCAGGGGGAAGGAGGGGGAGCGGGUGGACCUGGAGCUGCGUCUCAAUGAGGUGAAGGAGAACCUAAAGAAGUCCCUGGCUGGAGGGGUGCUGGGGCCGCUCACAGAGAGCAACCCCCCCACUAGCAAACCACCCAGAAAGGUCCGCAUCAGUAAAGUGGACAACACAUACACUGAGGCAUCCAUGCCAGUCAACUGUGCUGCGGAGAUGCGGAAGUGCCCCCCAUCCAUCUGUUCAUCUAGCAAGGGGAACGUCAUGCAGAAAGCCAAGGAAUGGGAGUCCAAAAAGGGGACUUAGAGAGACACUGCUCAUUCAGAUGGUCAGUCAAAUGCUUGUUGUCUUGGAACAUGUUGGAGCUGAUUUGGAAAAGGAGGAGGGGUGAAGCAGGGACUCCAUUUUCUACUUUUCCACUUCCCUCUUGAGAGCCAAAUAUUUACUGCCCAUCGCUGAGCUGAGAAAAUUGUGACAGGGGAAGACAACUCUGGAAUUGUUGAAAAACAUAAUUCAAAGCCCUAUCAGUCACUAGGAAUCACUGAAUGCUCAUUCUGUGGCAUGACACUUGUUUUGUGAUCCAGUAAUUGCUUGUGUUGCAUGUGGUAUUGUUGUUCCUUCAGAGUGUGGAAGAGGAUAUGUUAUGAGGACUCCAUGUGGACACAUCAGGCUGGACUUGAGAUGUUGAGAGGAGAGAUUUUUAGAGGGUGAAUAUGCAUACACAUUAUGCACAUAUCUGCAAGAAUAGAUAAUAAAGGGAAAGAGAAUAUUGUAUUGACUGUGAGAGUUUGUUGUUGGAAUAGUUGCCUAAAAGAGAUACUGUAUCCCAUAGAAAUACCGUUUUAUGCUGUAUCCACUAUGUAAGUCAUUUCAAAACAUGCACUUUCAUGAAGUGCAUCAAACAUUAUUCCAGAUCUUGUUUUAAACAACUUGCUGGACCACAGACAGAAAAACAGACACAUUAUGACACCUGUAUAAAUGAAUUGUUAUGGAAAUGUGAGACUAAUUAUGUGACUAUACAAUGAUGUUUCCUUAUUACGUAAUUCACUCACUGUAAUGAGCCUUUUACUUCUAAUGACUUGUGCACUUUACUUUAUUUCUAUGUGUAUUGUACAUAAAAGCUCUUCAAUGAAA
This is a messenger RNA of Oncorhynchus kisutch (coho salmon), 3359 nucleotides long. RefSeq names its product actin filament-associated protein 1-like 1. The transcript has 18 exons. Gene Ontology annotation, molecular function: SH3 domain binding. The record is from RefSeq and is a predicted model, not a curated record. The coding region runs from base 159 to 2531 and encodes 790 amino acids. NCBI's taxonomy places the organism in Eukaryota, Metazoa, Chordata, Actinopteri, Salmoniformes, Salmonidae. Gene Ontology annotation, cellular component: cytosol.